Messenger RNA from Merops nubicus (carmine bee-eater), 944 nucleotides. Its product is annotated as B-cell linker protein-like. Gene Ontology annotation, biological process: intracellular signal transduction; cell surface receptor protein tyrosine kinase signaling pathway. The record is from RefSeq and is a predicted model, not a curated record. Lineage: Eukaryota; Metazoa; Chordata; Aves; Coraciiformes; Meropidae. Gene Ontology annotation, cellular component: cytoplasm. The transcript is spliced from 13 exons. The annotation marks the transcript as partial.
GCAUGGACAAGCUGAACAAGCUGGCCGUGCCGGCCGGGGAGAAGUUCAGGAAGCUUCAAAAAAUGGUGCAUGACAUGAAGAAAAAUGAAAGUGGGAUAAUAAACAAGUUCAAAAAGUUCCAAAAUGAACAAGUGGCCUUAAUUUGCAAAACUGGGAAAGAUACUUGGGAUCGGCUAAAAAAAAAACCUCCACCAAGUCUACCACAAAGGGAUUAUGCUUCAGCACAUGCAGACAAUGAAGAGGAACAAUGGUCAGAUGAUUUUGACAGUGAUUAUGAAAAUCCAGAUGACCACUCUGACUCUGAGAUGUAUGUGGUCCCCAGUGAAGAGAAUCCUGAUGACAGCUAUGAGCCUCCUCCAAGCGAGCAAGAGAAAAAGAAGAUUCCCUCCGCAUUCCCUAUUUCUAGGGGUGAAUAUGCAGACAAUCGUACUGGUCACCAGCAGCUUCCUCCCAUCAACAAACCUCUCCCACGUACGCCCAGUCCAGCCUCCUCCAGACCAAAGAAACCAUCUGUGCCAUUCCUGCCAUUGCCAUCUCCUGCUGCAAAACCAAAAGUAGCACCAAAGCCUAAGGCGUGUAGUGAUGAUGAGGAUAAUUACAUUGUGCCAGUGGACAAUGACGAUAACUAUAUCGAACCGACUGAGAGCAGCACAUCACUACCUACAAGAUCUCCUGUGAACAGAUUUAUGAAGACAGCAAAGUCACCCCUCCCUACUUCUCCAAAGCCUUCACUUACUUCUGAUACACAAGAAGUCUAUGAGGUUCCUGAAGAAGAGGAAAAAACAUCACCACCACCAGUAACCAGGUUCACUAAGCCACUUCCAGCUAUGCCUGCUCAGAAUAUGGAGCACUCCCACGUGCACAGCAUGACCAGAGAGUCACCUAAGCUGGACGCUUCCAGAAAUAUUUUACCUCUUCCCAGAAAUCGUCUUCAUCAAAAAGCA